AUGGCUUCCUCAGACUGGCACCUGUCCUUGAAGUUGCUGGAUCAGCCUAAAUCCACGUUCCACUUCCCCGAGAUGAUGCCGGGGGACGUGGCCCCCGGUGGGUACAGAGUCGCCACAUUAAAGCAGCUUGUUGCUGCACAGCUCCCAGACUCUAUACCUGACCCGGACCUCAUAGAGCUGGUCCAUUGUGGCCGUAAAUUGAAGGAUGACUUCACUCUGGAUGCCUGCGGAAUUCAGCCAGGAUCUACAUUGCACAUACUGAAAAAGACUUGGCCAGAGCCAGAAAGCAUUGCAGAACCUGUUAACAGAGCUACUGCAGCAAGGGAGUUCCGAAUGCUCCAUGCUGCUCUCCACUCACUACACUCCACGUAUAGAGACUCGGUGUACAAAAUGCUAACCAACAAAGAGUCUCUGGACCAGAUCAUCGUGGCCACACCGGGACUCCGGUCUGACCCGGUGGCUUUAGGUGUGCUGCAAGACAAAGACCUCUUUGUGCAGUUCACAGACCCCAACAUGUUAGACACACUCAUAAGCUCUCACCCAGCCCUGGUCAACGCCAUUAUCCUGGUUCUUCAUUCUGUAGCAGGAAGUACGCCGAUGCAGUCAGCCGCCACCGCCGCCUCUUCCCGCAAUGCAUCAGCCAGCUCCUACAGCGACAUGCCAGGAGGCUUCAUGUUCGAGGGCAUGUCUGAUGAUGACGAAGACUUCCAGUCUCAGGACAGCCCGGCGGGGCCAUCGAGCCGAGGAGGGAUAUCGGCGGGCAUACGACCGCUGUCUCUGAACCAUAGCGGCGCCACAGGCCCACGGCCAAUCACGCAAAGUGAGCUGGCCACGGCGCUUGCUCUUGCUAGCACGCCUGAAAGCAGUGCCGUCACUCCAACCACAGCCAGCCAGACUGAGCCCUCAGCUGGCGGACCCCCCAUGCCGGCCGGGACCCCUGUUAGCAACGACCUGUUCAGUCAGGCACUGCAACAAGCCCUUCAAGCCACCAACAUGUCUGCCCUGCAGGGCCGUUGGCAGUCUCAGUUGCAACAGCUCAGAGACAUGGGCAUCCAGGACGAGGAGCUAAUGCUCCGAGCGCUACAGGCCACUGAUGGAGACAUCCAGGCUGCUCUCGAGCUAAUCUUCGCGGGAGGGCCAGGACUUUGA
Messenger RNA from Nerophis lumbriciformis (worm pipefish), 1149 nucleotides. The record is from RefSeq and is a predicted model, not a curated record. NCBI's taxonomy places the organism in Eukaryota, Metazoa, Chordata, Actinopteri, Syngnathiformes, Syngnathidae.